This is a messenger RNA of Candoia aspera, 813 nucleotides long. Its product is annotated as olfactory receptor 14A16-like. Gene Ontology annotation, molecular function: odorant binding; olfactory receptor activity. Lineage: Eukaryota; Metazoa; Chordata; Lepidosauria; Squamata; Candoiidae. The coding region runs from base 1 to 813 and encodes 270 amino acids. Gene Ontology annotation, biological process: G protein-coupled receptor signaling pathway. The transcript is spliced from 2 exons. The record is from RefSeq and is a predicted model, not a curated record. Gene Ontology annotation, cellular component: membrane.
AUGCAUUUGACUAGUUCUAAGUUGACUAGUUUCCUAGUCAAUCUAUCCUUGCAAGAUCUUGGCUCCAUCUCUUUCACAGUUCCAAAGUCUAUGCUGAAUUCCUUGAUGAACACUGAAACCAUUUCUUACUCUGGAUGCCUCUGCCAAGUUUUCUUCCUUGUUUUCUUCAUGCUGUCUCAUUUCUCUCUCCCUGGUAUCAUGGCAAAUGAUCAUUAUGUAGCCAUCUGCAAUCCAUUACUUUAUGAGACAGCAAUGAACAAAAAAGUCUGCAUCCAAAUGAUAACUAGUGCAUGGAUUGGUGCUAUUCUGUUUUCAAUACUCUACACUGGAAAUUUAGUUACAGUGGAGUUCUGUUCCAAAAUCAUCCAUCAGUUCUUCUGUGAAAUCCCUCAGUUACUCAAGAUCUCCUGCUCUGAUUCAUAUCUCACAGUGGUGUGGGUUCUCGUAUUUGGUUCUUCUUUAGGUUUCGUUCAAUUUGCUCUAAUUGCUUUUUCUUAUGUUCAAAUCUUCAGAGCAGUUUUUAGAAUCCCAUCCACCCAAGGCAAGCAAAAGGCUGUCCCUACCUGCUUGCCCCAUAGCAUAGUCAUUUUUCUGUUUGUGGUAAGUGGUAAUUUUGCAUACCUGAGACCCACGUCCAGCACCCCAUCAAUAUCAGAUAUCUUGAUUUCUAUGUUCUACUGUGUGGUGCCACCAGUGAUGAAUCCACUUAUCUAUAGUAUAAGGAACAAGGAACUCAAAAUGGCAUUCUCAAACCUGAUUCUCAAUACCUGUCCCCAUACUUUACAGAAACGUUCUCACUUAUGCACAUUUUAG